Poecilia latipinna (sailfin molly) is the source of this 8169-nucleotide messenger RNA. RefSeq names its product chromodomain helicase DNA binding protein 8 (gene chd8). Gene Ontology annotation, biological process: chromatin remodeling. Gene Ontology annotation, molecular function: protein binding; ATP binding. The transcript has 39 exons. NCBI's taxonomy places the organism in Eukaryota, Metazoa, Chordata, Actinopteri, Cyprinodontiformes, Poeciliidae. The record is from RefSeq and is a predicted model, not a curated record. Bases 209 to 8077 code for a protein of 2622 amino acids.
UUCUGCGUUCUCUCUAGCAAGAAGUUAGUUCCUGCUCUUCCCUGGCCGUUUCCUGUAAUCGUACAGUGUUGUGAGACGGAGAAAGCCAUGUGUGUCGAUGCAAAGCUGUCUACCUGAAAGUUGAGAAGAAUCGGGACAACUACCACAUCGCUUCCAUCUCGGAGUCUUUUAAGCUUUCUGCCCGUCUCCCUGUGCGGAGUGGGCAAAGAUGGCGGAUCCCAUUAUGGACCUCUUCGAGGACACUCCCCUGUUCAACCUGGACUCCCUGCCGGACGACUCCUUCUCUCAUGGUUCCUCGGACCCCGUGGAGGAAGCUCUGAAGCUGGCUUUGGGGCAGGCCGUCCCGACGGGCGAGCCGGAGUCCGCUCCCGACCUCGCCAUCAACUCCAGCCUCGGCGUUCCUGUAGCAGCUCCGGUCAUCCCGGACCCGGCCCCCGUUCACGUUCCCACCCAGCAGCCGGUGCCGGCGGCGCCCGUUCAGACUGUUUCUGUCGCCCAGGCUGUCGAGGCCGGAGCGGCGGCCUUCAUGACCUCAGCCCCCGCCCCGGUUGAGACUGUGCCACAGAUGCAGGCCCAGACUACCAUCCCUGUUGUCAGCAACGCCAGCGGGGCGUCCAGUAGCACCGUCCUGCUGAGCUCACCUCUGACUGUUUCCAGCUCCCCAGCGACCACUGCCACCACGCAGCAGCUGACUCAGAUAACUCACCAGCUCACGCCCCAGCAGUUAGCCGCCAUCACGCAGCAAGCCGGCGGGAAAAUCGUCAUCCUCAAAGGUCCCCAGGGCCAGGCCCAGGUGCUCCAGGCCGUAUCGGGAACCGCGGGUCAGGCCGGUGGAAAGGUCAUCCGUCUGUUGUCUGGCACGCCGCUCAAGCCUGGCAUGUCCAUACUGCAGGGAGGGACAGUCUUAAAUCAGGCCAGCCCAGGACAGACCCAGGUCAAGGUGGGGGCCGCAGGGGUGCAGCGCCUGCUGCAGUCCGCCAACGGGCCGGUCAAGCAGGUGUUGCUCACGUCCAUGCCUCAGCAGACACAAGGUCAGACCGUUCAGGUGCAGAUUCCAGCCCAGGCACAGAUAGCUCAAGGUCAGACUACUGUCCAGGUUCAACAUCAGCCUCAAACUGCUCAGAUCCAGGUCCAGCCUCAGGGCCAGACCACCCAGAUCCAGCUCCAACCCCAGGCCCAGACUGCCCAGAUCCAGGUCCAGGCUCCGGGCCAGGCAGCUCAGCCCCAGGUCCAGACCCAGGGUCAGGUGCAGCUCCAGCCGGCCAUGCAGGGCCAGACGCAGGGUGGCGAAGCAAAGCGGAUCACCCUGGUUCUCCAGCAGCCGUCCCAGUCCGGCUCCGCAGCCCCUGCGGGUCAAGCCGUUACCGCUCCACAGCAAGUGACACCCGGAGGUCAACAGCAGCCAACGCAGGCCCCUGCCAGGCUGGUUCUGGGUCAGCUUCCUAGCGGCAAACUGGUGCUCCAGGGAAGCCAGCUAGCGGCUCUGACCCAGGCCCGGGCUGCAGGUCAGGCCGGGGGGCAGCCCAAGGUCCUCACAAUCCAGCUGCAAGUACAACAGCAGCCCAACCAACAAGGAGGAGUGAAGUACCAGUUGGUAUCGGGGGCUGGCGGCACCGGCAGCCCACAGGUGCUGCAGAUUUCCCAGGGCCAAGGAGGGCAGCGGGUCGCCGUACCUCUCAAAAUGCUGCUGCAGCCGCAGACGAGUUCGGCCACAUCUUCUGGCGGCACCGUCUCCGUGGUGAAGGUCAUCAACCCGUCGACGGCAGCCCCGCCCGCUACGACCACGACUCCAACGCAGGCCAUCCGCAUCACCAAGGCCCCCGGCGAGCCCGCGGCCGUCCGACGCGUGGAGAUCCUCUGUAAGCAGGAGAAGGCCAAUCGAAUAGUGGCGGAGGCCAUCGCUCGGGCCAAAGCACGCGGCGAGAAGAACCUGCCCAGAGUCCUGAAUCAGGACGAGCUUCCGUCUACGCAGACCUCCCCGGAGAUGGGAGGGACUCUGACUGUUGUCUCGACCGCUAAAAAGAAAAGCAGCGGCGGGGGGAGCAAAAAGAAGAGUCCCAUAUCCGGAGGACCGAUACCCAAAAUCAUUGUGGGGACUGACAAGAAGGGCAAAGUGGUGAAAAUAUCAGGAGGGACGAUUGCAGUGAGCGGCGGCGCAGUUAUAGCUGGAGCCGGAAACAAAAGCAAGAGCAAGGCUAAAGCAAACACUAUUACGCUGGUAGGAGCAAAGAAAAGAAAGAGAAACGCAUCUUCAGACGUCUCUGAUGGGGAGCUGAGCCCACCUUCACCUGCCGCACUGGAGGACGACAUGAUCAUGAAGAGGCGCUCCAACCGUGUGGUGAAGAGGAAGAAGUACACGGAGGACUUGGAUAUUAAGAUAACAGACGACGAGGACGAGCAGGAAGACGUGGACGUUACCACGACGGCAGCCGCCGUGGCCUCCAUCAGCGGAGGGGCGGCAGCUCAGCUGAAACAGGAAGUGGAGCUCGACGGCAACGGACAGCCCAGCAUGCAGUUUUUUGUGGAGAAUCCAAGUGAGGAAGAUGCCGCCAUCGUAGACAAAGUCUUGUCAAUGAGGAUAACCAAGAAAGAGGUUUCCCCGGGCCAGUAUACGAAUGCUGAGGAGUUCUUUGUUAAAUACAAAAACUAUUCAUACCUGCACUGUGAGUGGGCCACGCUGGAGCAGCUGGAGAAAGACAAGAGGAUCCAUCAAAAGAUCAAGAGAUUCAAGACCAAACACGCUCAGAUGAGGCAUUUGUUCCAGGAGGACGAGGAGUCUUUCAACCCAGACUAUGUGGAGGUGGACAGGAUCCUCGACGUGUCCCACAGCGUGGACAAAGACAACGGCGAGCCCGUCAUCUACUACCUGGUGAAGUGGUGCUCUCUGCCCUACGAAGACGCUACCUGGGAGCUGAAGGAAGACGUUGACGAGGGGAAAGUUGAAGAGUUCGGCAAAAUCCAAAACAGACAGCCUCGCCUGAAGAGAUCGGCGCGGCCUCCUGCCAGCUCAUGGAAAAAGUUAGAGGAAACCCGUGAGUACAAGAACGGCAACACACUCAGAGAGUAUCAGCUGGAAGGAGUCAACUGGCUUCUCUUCAACUGGUACAACAGGCAGAACUGCAUCCUGGCAGACGAGAUGGGCCUGGGGAAGACCAUCCAGUCCAUCACGCUGCUGUCCGAGGUGUACGCCGCCGGAGUUCAAGGCCCCUUCCUGGUCAUCGCUCCGCUCUCCACCAUCACCAACUGGGAGAGGGAGUUCUCCACCUGGACCGACAUGAACGCCAUUGUGUACCACGGGAGCCUCGCCAGCCGGCAGAUGAUCCAGCAGUAUGAGAUGUACUGCAAAGACAACAAGGGACAUUUAAUCCCAGGCGCGUACAAGUUUGACGCCCUCAUCACGACCUUCGAGAUGGUUCUGUCGGACUGCCCGGAGCUGAGGGAGAUCUCAUGGCGCUGCGUCAUCAUCGAUGAGGCUCACCGGCUGAAAAACCGAAACUGCAAACUUUUGGACAGCUUGAAGAUGCUCGACCUGGAACAUAAGGUGCUGUUGACCGGCACGCCUCUUCAGAACACCGUGGAGGAGCUUUUCAGCCUCCUCCACUUCCUGGAGCCAGCUCAGUUCCCGUCUGAGAUCGAAUUCCUCCGAGAGUUCGGAGACCUCAAAACUGAGGAGCAGGUUCAGAAACUGCAGUCCAUUUUAAAACCUAUGAUGUUGCGGAGACUCAAAGAAGACGUGGAGAAGAACUUGGCACCCAAGCAGGAGACCAUUAUUGAGGUUGAGUUGACUGAUAUCCAGAAGAAGUACUACCGGGCCAUUCUGGAGAGGAACUUCAGCUUCCUGAGUUUAGGAGCCAACAGCAACAGCAACGUCCCCAACCUGCUCAACACGAUGAUGGAGCUCCGAAAGUGCUGCAACCACCCCUACCUCAUUAACGGUGCCGAAGAGAAGAUCGUGGUGGAGUUGCGGGGGAAGUACGACCCCCUGGCCCCCGACUUUCAUUUGCAGGCCCUAAUUCGGUCCGCCGGCAAACUGGUGCUACUUGAUAAACUGCUGCCUCGGCUGAAGGCCGGCGGCCACAAAGUGCUCAUCUUCUCCCAGAUGGUGCGCUGCUUAGACAUUCUGGAGGACUACCUCAUCAACAAGAGAUACCUUUACGAGAGAAUUGAUGGAAGGGUUCGUGGGAACCUGCGACAGGCAGCCAUCGAUCGGUUCAGCAAGCCGGAUUCGGAUCGCUUCGUCUUCCUCCUUUGUACCCGUGCUGGCGGUCUGGGUAUUAACCUGACCGCUGCCGACACCUGUGUCAUAUUUGACUCUGACUGGAACCCUCAAAACGACCUGCAGGCCCAAGCAAGAUGCCAUCGUAUCGGCCAGUCGAAGGCUGUCAAGGUCUACCGCCUCAUCACCAGGAACUCCUACGAGAGGGAAAUGCUGGACAAGGCGAGUCUGAAACUCGGUCUGGACCGUGCCGUUCUACAAAGCAUGAGUGGCAACAAGGACAGCAACGUCAACGGGCUCCAGCAGUUCUCCAAGAAGGAAAUCGAAGACCUUUUGAGGAAAGGAGCUUACGCCGCCAUCAUGGAUGAAAACGACGAAGGCAGUCGGUUCUGCGAGGAAGACAUCGACCAGAUCCUUCAGCGGCGAGCCACCACAAUUACUAUCGAGAGCGAAGGCAAAGGUUCUACGUUCUCCAAAGCCAGCUUCGUCGCAUCCGAGAACCGCACCGACAUCGCCCUGGACGACCCCGAGUUCUGGCAGAAGUGGGCCAAGAAAGCCGACAUCGACAUGGAUUCCAUCAAUCAGAAGAACACGCUUGUGAUCGACACUCCCAGGAUCCGGAAGCAGACGCGCCAGUUCUCCAGUUUGCGAGGCGAAGGAGGAGACCUGUCUGAUUUGGACAGCGAUGACGAGUAUCCGCCUGCCAAUUCAAGACACUCCAGAUCUUCCCGCCGCUCCGACCGCCACAGCGGGGGAGGUUACGGCCGUACCGACUGUUUCCGGGUGGAGAAACACCUCCUUGUCUAUGGAUGGGGCCGCUGGAGGGACAUCUUGGCCCACGCCAGAUGUAAACGACGUCUGAGUGAACGUGACGUAGAAACCAUCUGCCGUGUCAUCCUGGUGUUUUGUCUAAUGCACUAUCGUGGCGACGAGAACAUAAAGAGUUUCAUCUGGGAGCUCAUAACGCCACCGGAGAACGGCAGGGAACCCCAAACACUACUAAACCACUCUGGCCUUUCCAUCCCCGUUCCAAGAGGCAGGAAAGGUAAGAGGGUCAAGGCUCAGAGCACGUUCGACGUUCAGAAGGUGGAGUGGAUCCGCAAGUACAACCCUGACACCCUGCUGCUCGAUGACAGCUACCGCAAACACCUGAAGCACCAGUGCAACAAAGUGCUGCUCAGGGUCCGUAUGCUCUACUACCUGAAGCAGGAGGUCAUAGGUGAACAUGCAGAGUCUGUCCUGAAGGGGGCUGACAUUAGGGAUGUCGACAUCUGGAUGCCAGAGAUGGAGCAGCAGGAGGUGCCUGCAGCUUGGUGGGACUCUGACGCCGACCGCUCGCUGCUCGCUGGCGUCUUCAAACAUGGUUAUGAGAUGUACACUACCAUGCGGGCCGAUCCCUGCCUCUGCUUCGUGGAGAGAGUCGGUCGGCCAGACGACAAGGCCAUCGAUGCUGAGCAGCACACUGGAGACGCCGAGCUUGGAGACGAUGGCGACUUUGACAAGUUCUCAGAGGAUCCAGAGUUCAAGCCAGCAUCUAGACUCUCCAAAGAUCUUUUUGAUGAGCCUGACUCUAUGAACGUGGAUGACGAGAUCUCAGUGGAGGACAAGUCGGUGCCGAUGGUCACGGAAAGCGCAGCCGUCCAGAGCGGCGUGUGCGAGUGGCCCUCGAGCUCUUCGCUGACGGCGCGGCUGAGGCGGCUGAUCACGGCGUACCAACGCAGCUACAGACAGGAGCAGCUGAAGAUGGAAGCCGAGGCCAAAGGGGACCGCCGGCGCAGGCGCUGCGAACAGGCCAGCAAACUGAAGGAAAUCGCACGGCAGGAGCGACAGCAACGGUGGACGCGGAGAGAAGAGAGCGACUUCUACCGCGUGGUCUCCACGUUUGGAGUGGAGAAGAUCAAGAAGGAGCCGGGUGUCUCGGAGGAGGGGGAUGCGGAGUUCGAGUGGACCCGUUUCCGAACUUUUGCCCGUCUGGAUAAAAAAACCGACGAGAGCCUCAGCCGAUACUUCCGUUCAUUUGUCGCGAUGUGCCGGAGGGUGUGCCACCUCCCCCAAGGCCGUGGUGAAGAUCCGUCAGAGGUGACUCAGACUGUGGCUCCCAUCACAGAGGAGCGAGCCUCCCGCACGCUGUACCGCAUCAGCCUCCUGCGGCGCCUCCGCGAGCGCGUCCUGCCCCACCCCUCCCUGGAGGAGCGCCUUCUUCUGGCGCCGCGCAGCGCCGAGCUGCCCGCCUGGUGGAGCCUGCCGGACCACGACCGGCAGCUGAUGCUCGGCGCCUCGCUCCACGGGGUCAGCCGCACCGAGCUCUCCAUCUUCUCAGACCCACAGUUCACCUUCAGCUCCGCUCGCGACGAGUUCAUCCAGAACCAGCAGGCUCUGCCGCCGCUUCCACCUCCCCCUCCUCCUCCACCGCCUCUGCCCAUCAUGACGCUCAGCCAGUCCAAGUCUGAGAUGGACUUAGCCGGAGCGAAGGGGGAAGGUGCUGACGAGAGCGCCCGACUGUUUGGGGGGAGAAUCGGCAGCGACCUGCAGAGCACGCCCUUGGGUCACCAUGGCGGCAAAGCGCAAGGUCCGGACUGGAGCUUCAAAAGCAGCAGGGAAAGAACGGAAAAAACCGGAAGGAAAGGCGAAGGAGGGUCCGAUUCGGAUUCAGACUCUGACUCGGGCUCGUCGUCCUCGGAGCGCUCCGGUAGCAGCGACGACAGCGGAGACAGUGACGAGGAAGUAGAAGGAGGCGGCAUGAAGGUGGGAGACGUGGAUGAAGAAAACAGUUUACUCUCCAUGAUUCCAACUCAAGAUAGCAUACUUCCACCUGAGCCGAUCAGAGUCGACUGGCCUAAGGACCGCGUGCUGAUCAACCGCCUGGACAACUUGUGUCACCUGGUGCUGUCGGGUCAGUGGCCCUCGGGGCGGCGCUACAUCCCCGAAGCCCAGCUCAACCCGAGCUCCGAGCUGGUGGGCGAGGACAUGGCGUACACCCGGGUCAUCCGGAAACCCAGCAGCGCACCGAUCGGCAUCGGGGCGGAGGGAGAGGACGGAGAGUUCACUGUGAAACUCCUCAAGGAGGAGGGUCUGAAGCUGACGUUCUCCAAGCAGGCUCUGCUGCCCAACGGGUCAGGGGGAGAGAGCAGCGGGCGCAAGAAACGCAAAGACCAAGAGCUAUCAGAGCUAGACGGCCUCCAUGACCCGCUGGAGCGUGCUCCUCGACGGAGGGACCCCCCCACGUGGCUGAAAGAGAAUCCAGAUUAUGAGGUGGAAGGAGACAUGCUGGAGCUGCUGGUGAACAGGAGCAAGAGGAAGAGGAGGAGGCGAGCGAAUAAACCCCUUACAGGCACAGAGAAGGUCAAGGUCAUCAACAUGCUGACGGGAAAGAAGGUUGGAGCUGCUUUCUGUCCGAUGCUGCAGGAUCUGAAGGAGUAUCUGGAAGAGAAUCCUAACAUCGCCGUUGCACCCGAGUGGUCUGAGACGGUUCAGAAAUCAGGUUUGCUGCCUGAAUCCCUCUUCCACCGCCUGCUGACGGAGCACUCCGAGAUCCCGAAGAAAAGCCACCGGCGGCGUCACCACCACCAUCACCACCACCACCACCAUCACCAUUGCCACACUCCCGAGCCCACGCCCGAAGACCCCACCCUGGACGGCGUAGAAGAAGAGACUCUGGUUUCGGACGGAGCCUACAUGAUGGACGAGGAGGACCUGGAGACGUCCCACCACUUCCUCACCAGCCCGGACUUUGACGUCAAAAUGGAGGGCGGCGACAGCCUCUCCCAAGGCGACUACGACAGCUCGGAUCAAGAGGCGCUGCUGGAUGAUGUCAUCAUGGCGCAGAAGGACUCCGACUCUUCAUCAAGCUCAGACGACUGACUGGACUGACUCGUCUCCCGCGCCCCCACCAUUCAAAAUGAAAUCAUGCUAUUCCGAGAUCUUUUUUUUUUUUUUUUUUCAACAUGUAACAA